This is a messenger RNA of Myxocyprinus asiaticus (Chinese sucker), 2652 nucleotides long. RefSeq names its product cytokine receptor-like factor 1. Gene Ontology annotation, biological process: cytokine-mediated signaling pathway. The record is from RefSeq and is a predicted model, not a curated record. The transcript has 8 exons. Bases 415 to 1653 code for a protein of 412 amino acids. Gene Ontology annotation, molecular function: cytokine receptor activity; protein binding. Gene Ontology annotation, cellular component: external side of plasma membrane. NCBI's taxonomy places the organism in Eukaryota, Metazoa, Chordata, Actinopteri, Cypriniformes, Catostomidae.
UUGAGUAUUUUUUUAUGAGAAGUUUUGAAGUAGUUUAAGAAGUUCUGAUCAUUUUUCUUUCCAUAAGAGCAAAAUCUGUACAUUAUUCCAAACUUUUGGCCGCCAGUUUAUAUCCUUUUCUGUUGUGGUCAUCUGACUGUAUACAAAAGAGAAAAGCAACAUUGGCUGCAGAUGCAUUACUAAUAAUGACUUGUGGCUGUGUGGUAAGACGUGGGAGGGGCUUCAGAAUAUUCAACUUUUUCAGCUUUUGAGGCGUGCUCUUUAUUGAUUCCCCUCUAAAUUUGGGAGUGAAGGUGAAUCCGAGGGUCCUCUCCGCGUAAUGUUGCUUUUUUGAACGAGCAAUUAUUUUCCUAUACGGAGUUUUUCGGUGAACAAGGCAACUCAAGGCUUUUCAUCUAUUUUCUGUGAAGAAGAAUGGCUUGCCCGUGCGCGCGCUCCCACCAGCAUGGCAAGAAAAGAGCGGAGAGCGCGCGCGCCCGACAGAAUGUGACCAUUUCAGUUAUUAUGUUGUUUUUUGGAACGCUUCUUCCUUACGCGCUCACAGCACACUUGGCUGUCAUAUCCCCCCAGGACACAGUUCUUCACAUCGGCUCGAGUUUGACUGCGGUGUGCACGGUUACUGCCGAGCUGGAAGUAACAGCUAGAUCUUUGUACUGGACUCUGAAUGGAAAACGAUUGGCUAGAAGUACUUACAGGGUGCUGAGUCCAACUGAAUUGAGUGUCACACUUCAUCAACUCAAUGGAUCCUUGCAGCAAUCAGGAGACAAUCUGGUUUGCCACCGAAGUAAUGGAGAAGUGUUGGCUGGAUCGUGCCUUUAUGUUGGCUUGCCCCCUGAGAAACCUGUCAACCUGACAUGCUGGUCACAAAACACCAAGGAUCUCAGCUGCAAAUGGAGACCAGGGGGUCAAGGAGAAAUGUUCAUCAAUACCAAAUACACCCUCAAGUACAAACUAAAAUGGUACGGUAAAGAGAAGGAUUGCGAGGACUACACGGGACAGCCGUACACAUGCUACAUUCCUGGAGAUUUGGCCAUUUUUACGCCAUAUGAGAUCUGGGUGGAGGCGUCGAAUCAGCUUGGCUCUGCCACUUCUGACAUCAUAACUUUAGACAUUUUAGAUGUGGUAACUACAGACCCUCCUCCUGAUGUCCAUGUGAGCCGUGUUGGAGAUCUAGAGGAUCAGUUAAGUGUCCGAUGGGGAAAUCCUCCUGCCCUCAAAGACUACCUGUUUCAGGCCAAGUACCAGAUUCGAUAUCGUCUGGAGGAGAGUGAUGAAUGGAAGGUAAUAGAUGAUGCUGGGAACCAGACAUCUUGUCGGUUAGCGGGUCUCAGGGCCGGUACAGUUUAUUUCGUCCAGGUGCGCUGCAACCCAGUCGGUAUCUACGGCUCCAAGAAGGCAGGCAUCUGGAGCGACUGGAGCCACUCUACGGCUGCUUCAACACCUGGCAGCGAAAGGGCACAUGGUGGCUCAUGUGAUUCCAAGACCAGCGAGCAGAACUCAACACUACGAAGGGAACUAAAGCAGUUUUUCGGCUGGAUGCGAAAACAUGCCUACGGCUGCACGGACGUCAGCAUCAAACUCUAUGACCAAUGGCGCGUCUGGCUACAGAAAGCCCAUAAAACACACGACCAGGUCGGUACUACAAAGCGGUAAAUCAUAGCGAAACUCCAAAGAAGGCUUGCGGGGGCCUGUGACGACACAGUUUUUAUCACUCUCCAGUGCUUGGGACAUUUUGUUUGGAUGAGCCAAGAUUGUCUGAAGGAACCCGCAAGGAACUGCAGUUUGCUGACAUGAUCUACUGUUUGCCUCCUGCUGUAGUCCCUAGCAUAAAAUGUCAAAGGAAGUGCUUUUGUCUCAGACAUAUUUAUAAGGGCAUUAAAAUACAAAAGAAAUAGACUCAAAAUGGUGAGAAACAUCUUAAAAUCUAACGUUAGGAAAUUAAACCUUUCUGAGGAUUCAUAGGCUUCUUUCAGACAUGCAGCACAAAUUUUACGGUUACAUUUUUUUGGCGUAUUUGACUCAAAUCUGUUUUGUUAUAUGUAGUCUGAACGAAUAAAAAAAAAUGUCAAGUCUAAUCCAAACCACAUCCAUCUGUGGUAGGAAUCUGAUUAAAAUCUGACUUUUGGAAAUGCGUUUCAGUCUGAACAAACAGAUUAGAUUUCAAGUAGUUUUUUUCGUCAUUCGGGAUACGGCGUUAGUGCAAAAGUCAUACCCAACUGUAACGUAUCUAAAUUCAUACAUUUUCAUUCAAAUGUGGUAUUUGCUAUGAAUUGCAAGGUGAAUAGGUGAACAAGCAAGCAGUUUUAGAAAACAUAUACGCGUUAUUGUGUAAAUAGCAUAGUAAUGCCUAUGGUGCGCAUGUUGUCUGAUGCCCUAAUGAAUUCAGCAUUUCGGCGAGUUGGAUAUGAGCAGAACAUUUUUACUUUACCGUCCUCUUUUUCCACAGUGAAUCCUACUCUCUUAUGUUUGUUGGCAUCGUGCUGACAUUUAACUCAUUACUAUUGCAACAGAUGUAACUAUAUCAGAUUUGAAUGAACAAAGCCAUCCAAUCCAACUUUGGAACAGAAAAAAGGAGCAUCACAGAAACUACUCGCAGAAACCCCAUGACAGACUGCAGGAGGAUUUUCGGAAAAGAAAACGACUGAAACAUGG